AAUAGUUAAUAAAAAUGAGAGCAACAACGGAACCCGACCACAGCAUAUUGAUGAGUGAACCCAUUAGCUGCUUCGAAAUAUGUGAAAAUGACUUCGCCUAUAAUCUAAUCUGCGUAGCCCAACAAAAACAUCUUUCCUUGAUACUUAUUGGUCUACCGGAAGAGAGCGGGACAUUUGUAUGGAAUCAUGUGCAAGAGAUGGAGAUACUGGAUGAAGAUGCACGAUGUUUCAGAAUCGCCUUUUCACCGGACACCUCGCUUAACUGUACGCCAAAUAAAGUCACUGUGUGCGCCUCAAUUGGCAAGGGCAAUUUGGCACUGUUUCACACGAAUUUGAAUGAGGUGAACAGCGUGCAAUACCUGCGUGGACACAGCAGCUACAUCAAUGACACUGCGUGGGUCUGCGAUGGCGAGUUGCUGGCUUCUGUCAGCGACGAUUUCACAUGCAAGUUUUGGAAUAUCGCGUCGAGUUUGGAGAACGUUAUUACGUUUUGCCUUUCUUCGGCGGGUAUGUCCAUUAAAAGCCACCCAGAGGAUCCCAGCAAGGUGCUUGUGGCAGAGAAGCGUGGGAUAAUCCAUCUAUAUAAUGUACGUAGCAAGCAAACAGUAGUCUCUGUCGAAUCACCAAAAUUUCCACUGAUGUCUGCUGAUUGGGCAAGCAACAAUCGGCUUUUUGUUACAGCCUUGGCUGGUGGCGACAUUGUCACCUGGGAUUUAAGCCGUCCAUUUGCACCUGCUGACAUAAAGCAGGUGCAUGAGGACGGAGGCCGUAUUGUACGUUUUGCUCCAGGUAGCUCUGAGAUUGCGAUAGCCACCAUUGGACGGCCGGAUCUUACGAUGAAAGUUUUCGUGGGCAAGUCAACUGUACCGCUUAUUGAGUCGCCUUUAAAGACGUACGGCGGUCUGGCGUGGCAUCAGCGUUUACCAUACAUCUGCGCAGUGUCCGAUAAAAAGUUAUGUUUUUGGAAGGUACAAAUUAAAUAAUUAAAAUAUCAAUAAAGAGACUUUCAAGUACUGGAAA
Drosophila navojoa is the source of this 1020-nucleotide messenger RNA. RefSeq names its product nuclear pore complex protein Nup37 (gene Nup37). NCBI's taxonomy places the organism in Eukaryota, Metazoa, Arthropoda, Insecta, Diptera, Drosophilidae. The record is from RefSeq and is a predicted model, not a curated record. Gene Ontology annotation, cellular component: nuclear pore outer ring. Gene Ontology annotation, molecular function: protein binding.